AGUGUAUUCCUUAAUUGCACUUUGUUGCACUUGAAAUACGAAAAGAACAGAAAGCAUAGUUGACAAGGACGGACCUUUACUGCUAUACUUUACUAGUUUUCUCUUUAUUCCUUUAAAGCUUAAAUAUACAUUUGUUCCAUUUUAAAGUGCGAAAAAGUGUAUUUUACAAAAAUGACAUAUUGUCAUACAUGGUCCUAAACAAUAACUUAACCUAAUGUGGCGAUUAAGCUGCAAUUAAAUUCAACACAUACGUUUUAUCUUAGUACAUAUCAAAAAUUUUGCAUUCUAAAAAGCUUACAUACACAAUUAUAAGAUGAAUACAAUACCCCCUGUUAAACCACCACGUGGGAUUAAACCGACGAAAGAAACGAGCGGUCUAUUGAUCUCUGUGAUUCGUGCUUUAUCAGCAAGCGAGACAAAUGAGCAACGGGAGAUUGAAAAGGCUAAGCUGGAAAAAGAGUACAAACGUAGCGAUCAACGGUUGGAAGAAUUAGUUUCAUUGUAUGAUCAAGAUCUCAUGGAAGUUAUGCAAAUAUUCAGUGCAUUAUCUGAGAAGGUUACGUCAUUGCGAGAAAAGAUUCAUGCUGUAAAGGAGAAUUUAAAUGUCUGCAAGCAAUUGCUGAGAUGUAAACGAGAGGAAUUAUUGAAUCUGUGGCUAGAAGGAAUAGAACACAAACAAGUUUUACAUCUUCUAAAAGAUGUGUCAUCAGAUUCAUGCGGACAUAUAAUAUCUUUAACAGAGCCUGAGCCAUUACAAUUAUCCAAUAUAUCGCAUGAUCCCUUAGUAGAUCAAUAAAAAUCUUGUAAUCCUGUGUUAUAUUUAAUGAUUCAAAAAUAAUAUAUUUAAUUUUAGUUGUAUAUAACAAUAAAAAAUAUAAUGUUUUCUAAUAGAUUUAAGUAAAAUAG
This is a messenger RNA of Formica exsecta, 906 nucleotides long. Its product is annotated as exocyst complex component 4-like. The record is from RefSeq and is a predicted model, not a curated record. Gene Ontology annotation, biological process: Golgi to plasma membrane transport; exocytosis; chemical synaptic transmission. Gene Ontology annotation, cellular component: synapse; exocyst; growth cone membrane. Bases 314 to 796 code for a protein of 160 amino acids. NCBI's taxonomy places the organism in Eukaryota, Metazoa, Arthropoda, Insecta, Hymenoptera, Formicidae. The transcript has 5 exons.